UACAGUAUUACAUCGUAUAACGUUUCUUUGUUCGACCUCAAAUAAUUCUUUGGUUGUGGAUUUCGAUUUCUGUUGUUUUGCCUUAGAAGAAAGAGUUUUCUAGGGUUUUUAGGGUUUUCUAUUAACUGCUAAUCUCGCUCUUUCAAGGAAAAUUAGGUCUUUUCUUAUAGACAGUAUUGACUCUUUCUUGGAUUAGUGAUCUCGAGCAAGAAGCUGAAUCCUAGCGGAGAGUAGGUUUUAAUUGAUUGGAUUUGUCGAUCCGAUGAACGAUCAGUCCCAGAUGAUGAGUCAGUCUCAAAUGUUGAAUCGUAUUUAUGGAAUCUGGCCGCAGCCACCUCCGCUGCCACAGCCGCCUGAAGAUCCUGUUAAGUUUCAGAAUGCUUCACGGCAGGCUUUUGUGGCAACGAAACCUGGAAGGGGAAAUUGGAAAGGGAAAAAGUACGUUGAUAAACGGAAAGGUCGCAAGGAGAAGGGCGUGGUUAUCAGUGGCAACGCUACGGGUGGUGGUGGUGGAGGAGGAGGAGGUUACAAACCCCCAACCUUACAUGAACUGCAGUCUCAAAAUCGAUUGAAGGCUCGUAGGUUCUAUCCGAAGAAGAAGUUCAAUCGUUUUGCUCCAUUUGCCCCAAGGAACACGUCAUCUUUCAUAAUCCGAGCCAAGAAAUCUGGGGGAAUUGCGUCACUCGUUUCCCCCUGUCCUGUAACCCCAGCGAUUCUCCCAACUCCAAUAUUCUCUCCGUCUAGGGAGGUUCUUGGUGACAUGGCCAAGGAAGAGUGGGGGGUUGAUGGAUAUGGAUCGAUGAAGGGUUUGAUUCGGCUUCGAUCGCCUGGUCAUGAAGCCCGUGAGGAUAUCCGUGAUGAUGAGGAAGAAGAUGAAGGAGGGUCGAGCGAGAGUGAUGUUGAAGAACAUGUUGAGGUGGAGAGGAGAUUGGAUCACGACUUGAGCCGUUUUGAGAUGAUUUACCACCCAAACUGUACUGACGAGCACGCGAACCUGCUGGAGAAUCGGGUGGACGAUCAGGGCUCACACAUAGCACAGCUGGAAGAGGAGAACCUGACACUGAAGGAGCGGCUUUUCUUGAUGGAAAGGGAGUUGGUAGACUUGAGGAGGAGACUGUUGUGCUUGGAGACGGGAAAUCGAGCGCCGGAGGAAAAUAACGAGGAAGCGUCUGAGAACGUAUCAGAGAACGAAGGGGGUUGGGAUGUCUCUUCGGAGAAGAGCGUCGGUGACGGUGAAGGAUUGUAAUCGUCCCGCGUGGAUUAAGUCUCUUCUCUGUUCAGAUUUUCUCUGGGGAUUCAGAUUCUUAACUCUUGAUGUUGUUUGUGCAAAUUUUUGUAUAUACGACCUCUUAGGAUGUUAGAUUUGUCUACUUGCUUCCUUC
Molecule: messenger RNA, 1382 nt
Organism: Telopea speciosissima
Lineage: Eukaryota; Viridiplantae; Streptophyta; Magnoliopsida; Proteales; Proteaceae
Exons: 2
Coding region: 263-1246 (327 amino acids)
Source: RefSeq, a predicted model, not a curated record